Nymphaea colorata (pocket water lily) is the source of this 729-nucleotide messenger RNA. RefSeq lists its product as uncharacterized. The record is from RefSeq and is a predicted model, not a curated record. The transcript has 4 exons. NCBI's taxonomy places the organism in Eukaryota, Viridiplantae, Streptophyta, Magnoliopsida, Nymphaeales, Nymphaeaceae. Bases 229 to 729 code for a protein of 166 amino acids.
UUUCCCUCCACUCUGUCUCACACAGCUGCCGCCACUUCCCUCGUCGAGGAGUCCCUCUUCAGCAUAUGCAGCAGCCUGCGGUUCAAGAGGCCGGGUUCGGCACCCAAGGAGCUUUUCCCGGCAAUGCAAAGGAGUUUUUUCCGGCAGCUCGUCAAACUUUAACAUCAACCGCGCAAAGUAAAGCUCCUGGGUUUCUUCUUUCAAAGGACAAAAUUGUGAAGAAACCAGAUGAAGCUGAAGGUGGUUUGCAGGAAGUUGUAUGAUUAUGUUCGCUAUGAUCUAAAAGAAAUUGCAUUUCCUUCAUCCCUGCCUGAUCCUCCAAAUGUGAAGAAGCGACCCAAAGCUACUCUGAAAGAUUGGUACUAUAUAGUGAAGGAGGCAUCUAGGCUUUAUGCAGCAAGUUGGGCUAGGGAUAUUGGUGAAGAUCGCAAGCAAAAAGAUGAUGGGAAUGCCAAAUCAGGUGUCAGUGAUGCUCCUGAAGAAAAGAGCAAGGGUCAUGGAAAGGAACCAUCAACAUGGGAAGACCUUGCUGUGGCAGCACGAGGAGGAAUGGAAACUCUAAGGCCUGUUUUGCAGAGGUUAUACAUGACCAGGGCAUCAGUGUACAGAGAUGCACUCAAGAAUUUUGUACAAGGCUACCAAGAAGGAAUACAGCAAGUGAUGGAAAAAAAUAAAGAUUUAGAAUCUUCACAUGAUGAACAUGAGGAUAAGUCAAGAAAAUCGUCUUAG